GGGAGCGCGCAGCACGCCCCCGCGCCCGUCCAUCAAUGCUACAUCCGAGGUGAGAGAGAACAUGACGGCCCGGUCUGUGCGCUCCCUGUCCGGAGCCCUGAAGCCCCUGUUCAGCUGCCAUUUGGCCAGGGUUUAUGGUGCAGCUGCAUGCAACCAGAGACACAAGUCCACUUACACUACCAUCCCUCCUCCAGCACGAUACGGAGGCCGGCACACCGUGACUCUGAUUCCUGGAGAUGGCAUUGGACCUGAGCUGGCACACCAUGUUCGUGAACUUUUCCGGUUCUGCUGUGUGCCAGUGGAUUUUGAAAUUGCCAAUGUGGACUCAACCAUGGCAUCAGAAGAUGACAUAAAUAGCGCCAUAGUAUCUAUCAGACGCAAUGGAGUUGCACUGAAAGGAAACAUUGAAACAAACCACAACUUGCCACCGUCCUACAAGUCCAGAAACAACCUGCUCCGCACCACUCUGGAUCUGUACGCCAACGUGAUGCACUGUCAGUCUCUGCCUGGAGUGAUGACACGCCACAGAAACAUCGACAUCAUGAUCAUCAGGGAGAACACAGAGGGAGAGUACAGCAGCCUGGAGCACGAGCAGAACGUCCCAGGCGUGGUUGAAUGUCUCAAGAUCAUCACAAAGACUAAAUCUUUACGCAUCGCUGACUACGCCUUCAGGACAGCUCGGGCUAAAGGACGCAGACGAGUCACUGCUGUUCACAAAGCUAACAUCAUGAAGUUGGGUGACGGCCUCUUCCUGGAGUGCUGUAAGGAGGUCGCCAGUGGCUACCCUGAAAUCAGCUUUGACAGCAUGAUCGUGGACAACACCUCAAUGCAGCUGGUUUCCAGGCCUCAGCAGUUUGACGUGAUGGUCAUGCCGAACCUCUACGGCAACAUCGUGAGCAACGUGUGUGCCGGGCUGGUUGGUGGACCUGGUCUGGUUCCUGGAGCCAACUAUGGAGAGGACUACGCUGUGUUUGAAACGGGAACCAGGAACACUGGAAAGAGCAUCGCUAACCGAAACACGGCAAACCCCACCGCCAUGCUGCUGGCCUCCUGUCUGCUGCUGGAUCACCUGAAGCUCCACGCUUAUGCCAGCAUGAUCCGCAGAGCCAUCAUCUCAACGGUCACAGAGACACGGCUGCACACUGCUGACCUGGGAGGCCAAGGCUCCACCUCUGACGUGGUUCAGUCCAUCAUGAACGCCAUUCAGAGCACCGGGCCGAUGACUCAGUGUGUAGAAAAACCACAUUAAUAAACAAACCGCAGUGGUGUUUUAGUAGUCCUCUCCUCAGAGAAUCCUCUAUGCAAUAUUUAGUAAAAAUAGCAAACUACUGAUUGUAACAUGGAAUGAAACUGCAGGUAAACAGUUUCUUUGUCUAUGCAAGAGUUUGAUAUUAAAAUAGAUUGUUUAUCCUUAUUUACUGUAUGAAACUACAAGAUACCUCAAGUCUUUCCAUGUUUGUCCUUGGUUAUUUAUUGUGUUUUUGAGUUCAAUCAAUCAUUCUUGUAUGUAUUUAACUGAUUUUGAACUCAGUACAUCUCUCCUACUGCUGAAUGUACUCCUCUGAAUGUUCAACUAUGACCUUGACCUCAAUAAAGACGGUUCUGUCCUU
This is a messenger RNA of Cheilinus undulatus (humphead wrasse), 1610 nucleotides long. RefSeq names its product isocitrate dehydrogenase [NAD] subunit gamma, mitochondrial-like. Gene Ontology annotation, molecular function: oxidoreductase activity, acting on the CH-OH group of donors, NAD or NADP as acceptor; NAD binding; magnesium ion binding. The coding region runs from base 62 to 1249 and encodes 395 amino acids. Lineage: Eukaryota; Metazoa; Chordata; Actinopteri; Labriformes; Labridae. The transcript is spliced from 12 exons. Gene Ontology annotation, biological process: tricarboxylic acid cycle; isocitrate metabolic process. The record is from RefSeq and is a predicted model, not a curated record. Gene Ontology annotation, cellular component: mitochondrion.